AUGAUAUCCAUCCGGCUUGCACUUGAGCUAGCAGUUUUUACGUUUCUGACUCAUAUUUGCUCGAAGCACCAUUUCGACAAACGUCUCCUACUUGCGCUAGUCAGGCAUAGCCGGAGCAAACCUACAGAGUCGAGGGAGCACCAUUGCCUACGAAUGUUAGCAAUCAGACGACCACACAGGACAAAUGGGACCAAGGAGUAUACCAUAGGAACAACCCGCAAGCGAGCACAUGGACUGAUGCUUAGCGAGCUGUUCAGUGUCAAUCCGAGUGGCCUCAAGGUCAGCAUCGAGGACUGCCAGCGCAUGAGAUCAGGAAACGAUCGCAUUGAUCCUGCAGAUCCCGGAUUCAUCGUGGCAGACUUCUGCCCAAAGCUUUGGACAGAACUGGACCUAGAGACGAGGUGCGACGAAAAGCUCAGUGCAUCAAGAUCUCGAUCUCUUCGCUUCCAGAUUUAUGAAUGCAUAUGCCAGGCCAAUGAUUUGAAUCACGAGGUGCAUUUCGCUGCCCUCAGAGAUGUCCUCAAAUGCCCGAGCCUAAUUGGUCCACCGUAA
Pseudocercospora fijiensis CIRAD86 is the source of this 552-nucleotide messenger RNA. RefSeq lists its product as uncharacterized. The transcript is spliced from 10 exons. The coding region runs from base 1 to 552 and encodes 183 amino acids. Lineage: Eukaryota; Fungi; Ascomycota; Dothideomycetes; Mycosphaerellales; Mycosphaerellaceae. The record is from RefSeq and is a predicted model, not a curated record.